AUGAACGCAGGCGCCGCUCAUGCCCACGAAUCUACCUUUGGUCCAGCAUCAGAGCCCAUUGACAUCAAUUCCUUUGCGCUCACCGAGUCAGGGGGCCUCCGUUCCGAUUCUACAACACAAAUUCCACCUGGGAUCGCGGAAGAAUGUAGCGUAGCUGACAUCCGCAAGGAGGUUCAAGACACAUGGGACAAUGUCAAACUCUCCGGGUAUCUGCUCAGGGACCACGAACUAGUCGUCAACAAUGUACACAUUACUGCAGAAAGUAAAAAGAAAAGGAAGCGGAUAAUCAACUACGAGGCCUUGAAAAUACCGCAUGCAGCAGUACAGGACCUGCAAGAGUCUUUGAAGUGCAUCAGCAAGAACUUGCAGUGUUGGCCAUACUCGGCGGAAGCUGCCCUCUUCAUGCGGGCUCCAAAGAACACGGAUUUCAAUGUCCUUGAUAGUGUGAAACGAUCUACAUCCAAUUUCGAUGAUCCCAACGCAACGGAGGCCAUAUUAACCAUUACCGUCCACAACACGCUCAGCUGGGGACACAACUACCUAUCUCGAGCAUCAACACAUCUCAUACGCUCUUCUCAGACUUUACAAGAUCUGUACGACUGCCUCAUAUGCGAAUCCUCUGAAAUCCCCGAGGAAAUCAUCGAGGAUGGGGAAGUAUUUGGCUAUUCGCAGGUCAACAACGCGGACAACAAACCCUGCGUUAUGUGUAUCGAAGGUCUUGCGUAUGGCGAUGGCCACUCCAAUCCAGACUAUGCUGACAAACUUAUCGAGCAGAUAGGCUUGAUGCCAGAGGAGAAACGACCUAAAAUCACUAAAGCCAACUCCACCCUCGCGACGACCAGGCUGGACUCAUUAUUACUCCGAAUCAACGAGCCGUAUUAUAUGCUCCACCACGGCAAUUGCGAGCACUUCAUCGUCGUAGACCAAAUCAGGCCAGUAACAUCAACUCCCAGUCAAGGUGCAGAAAUACUGACCUCAUUGCAUAGAUUACAACGCCCAUCCGAUAGCCUCUCCGAGUUCCCGAUAACUACUCACAUCACACCGGUGCUGCUCGACCUCUGUCGCGGCUGCUGCAAGGUCCCAGCUGUGUAUGCCAUAGUCGGGGAUGUGCGCCUUCCUGAGAGCCCAUGUGUCAUGUGCGAGCCUUGUUGGACCAACAUGGGCCCUUCGGACGACAGCGAGGUGUCCGUCGUGCCUCUCCCAAGACGCAUACAAGGUUGGGAGCGUUGA
Molecule: messenger RNA, 1230 nt
Organism: Pleurotus ostreatus (oyster mushroom)
Lineage: Eukaryota; Fungi; Basidiomycota; Agaricomycetes; Agaricales; Pleurotaceae
Exons: 4
Coding region: 1-1230 (409 amino acids)
Biological process (GO): snRNA transcription by RNA polymerase III; snRNA transcription by RNA polymerase II
Cellular component (GO): snRNA-activating protein complex
Molecular function (GO): RNA polymerase II cis-regulatory region sequence-specific DNA binding; core promoter sequence-specific DNA binding; bent DNA binding
Source: RefSeq, a predicted model, not a curated record